Molecule: messenger RNA, 1728 nt
Organism: Penicilliopsis zonata CBS 506.65
Lineage: Eukaryota; Fungi; Ascomycota; Eurotiomycetes; Eurotiales; Aspergillaceae
Exons: 3
Coding region: 102-1676 (524 amino acids)
Biological process (GO): intracellular monoatomic cation homeostasis
Cellular component (GO): mitochondrial inner membrane
Molecular function (GO): ribosome binding
Source: RefSeq, a predicted model, not a curated record
AAAAAAAAAAUCUCAACUCUAAUUCUACACUCUUUAUAUCCUCUAUCUUCCCCCGCUCUUUCCGCUCGGUCGCUCCGAGCCCUCCGUUUCCAGAUUCCACAAUGUCUGUCACGAUGAGAUCGGCUAGGCUGGUGCGGUCUCCAGCCCUGCGGAUAUCACCGCAUGGUUCCCGCCUCGGUCCUGCCGCACAUCUUCGCUAUACCACGCGGGCAGGUCUCCCCUCGCACCUGAGCGCGAUCGCGAUCCUGAUCCCGCAUCAACGCGGGUACGCCACCGAAACGUCGACUUCGUCCUCUGCGCCAUCGGGGGGAUCGUUCCCUCCCCCCGGGUUUAACGCGGAGCAGGCGAAGAAGCCUCUCCCCCCGCAAGUCGAGCCGGCCAAGGACACCAACGCCGUGGCUAAGCCGGCCCAGGUCUCGGAAUCGAGCAAGUCGGUGGUCGUGCCCGAGGAGCAGAAACGGGUGCCGGAGGAGAAGAAGGAGAGCAAGGAGAAGAAGUUGACGCUGGGGCAGAAGAUCAAGAAGGAGGUGCAGCAUUACUGGGAUGGGACUAAAUUGUUGGCCACCGAGGUGAAGAUCAGUACGCGGUUGGCGUUGAAGAUGGCGGCGGGAUACGAGCUUAGUCGGAGGGAACACCGGCAGUUGCAACGAACGGUCAAAGAUCUGGGCCGGCUGGUGCCGUUCUCGAUGUUUGUGAUUGUGCCGUUCGCGGAACUGCUGCUGCCUGUGGCGCUGAAGCUGUUCCCGAACCUGCUGCCUAGCACGUACGAGGGCCAGAAGGCGCGGGAGACGAAGGCGCUGAGCCUGCGGUCGACGCGCAAGGAGGUGUCGGCGUUUUUGCAGAACACGCUGAAAGAAAGCGGGUUGCCGAUCACGGCGGCGAGUGUCAAGAACGAGGAGUUUGCGGCGUUCUUCAAGAAGAUCCGGACGACGGGCGAGUCGCCCUCGACCCAGGACGUGAUCAAGGUGUGCAAGAUCUUCAAGGACGACCUGACACUGGACAACCUGUCACGGCCGCAGCUGGUGGCCAUCUGCAAGUACAUGAACCUCAACUCAUUCGGGACCGACGCCAUGCUGCGGUACAAUAUCCGGCACCGGAUGCGACAGAUCAAGCGCGACGACCGGGCCAUCUUCUACGAAGGGGUUGAGUCACUGUCCGUUCCCGAGUUGCAGAUGGCGUGCGCGUCGCGCGGCAUCCGCACGCAUGGGGUCUCGCCCGCGCGCCUGCGCGAGGACAUGGCCAUGUGGCUGGACCUGAGGUUGAAGCAGGGGGUUCCCUCGACGCUGCUGGUGUUGAGCAACGCGUACCACUACGCGCAGGGCGGCAAGGAAUCCGAGAUGGGCUCGCAGAUCGAGGCGCUGCAGUCUGUCCUGUCUAGUAUUCCCGAGGAGCUCUUCCAUGAGAUCGAGCUCGAGGUGCACAACGCCGAGGGGGCGGCGACCAACCGCCAGCGACUGGAGGUCAUCAAGGAACAGCAGGAGCUGAUCGAGGAGGAGAACGAGCAGAACGGCGACGAAGGGGUUGCCACGCCCAAGGAUAUCGACAAUAUUGACGACAAGGAGGAUACCAAGCUGGAAGCCGAGGCCUCUUCUGCCUCUGAAGCUGCGGAAGCGGAGCGAGAAGGCCAGCAGGUCGCCAACGCAGAGACAGAGGCGAAACCAGAAAAGAAGGAAUGAUUUGUUCUAUAGAUCUCCCCUCAUGUAUAAAUAGAUUAAUUGUUAGAAUACC